AUGGGGAACCCGGAGAUGGUUGUCUGGAGCCUUGCCUGCUGCUUGGCAAUGGCAAGUGCAGCAAAGCUGGGCGCAGUGUACACGGAGGGGGGUUUCGUGGAAGGCGUCAACAGGAAGCUCAACCUCCUGGGCGACUCUGUGGACAUCUUCAAGGGCAUCCCCUUCGCCGCCCCCACCAAGACCCUGGAGAACCCCCAGCCGCACCCUGGCUGGCAAGGGACCCUGAAGGCCAAGAACUUCAAGAAGCGAUGCCUGCAGGCCACUGUCACCCAGGAUGCCACCUACGGGAGCGAAGACUGCCUCUACCUCAACAUCUGGGUCCCCCAGGGCAGGAAGCAAGUCUCUUGGGACCUGCCCGUCAUGAUCUGGAUCUACGGAGGCGCCUUCCUCAUGGGGGCCGGCCACGGGCCCAACUUCUUCAACGUCUACUUGUAUGAUGGCCAGGAGAUUGCCACACGCGGCAACGUCAUCGUGGUCACCUUUAACUACCGCGUCGGCCCCCUUGGCUUUCUCAGCACUGGGGACACCAACCUGCCAGGGAACUAUGGCCUUUGGGAUCAGCACAUGGCCAUCGCUUGGGUGAAGAGGAACAUCGCUGCCUUUGGGGGGGACCCCAACAACAUCACCAUCUUUGGGGAAUCAGCAGGAGGUGCCAGCGUCUCUCUGCAGACCCUCUCCCCCUACAACAAGGGCCUCAUCCGACGAGCCAUCAGCCAGAGUGGUGUGGCACUGAGCCCCUGGGUCAUCCAGAAGAACCCACUCUUUUGGGCCAAAAAGGUUGCUGAGAAGGUGGGCUGCCCCGUGGAUGACACCGCCAGGAUGGCCAGGUGUCUGAAGGUGACCGACCCCCGUGCCCUGACGCUGGCCUAUAAGAUGCCCCUGGCAGGCAUGGAGUACCCCAUGCUGCACUACCUGGGCUUCAUCCCUGUCAUCGAUGGAGACUUCAUCCCUGAUGACCCUGUCAACCUGUACGCCAACGCUGCUGACAUCGACUACAUAGCAGGCACCAACAACAUGGACGGCCACAUAUUUGCCACCAUCGACGUGCCGGCCAUUGAUAGGACCAACAAGGUUGUCACAGAGGAGGACUUCUACAAGCUGGUCAGAGGGCUCACCAUCACCAAGGGGCUCAGAGGCACCAAUGCCACCUUUGAUGUCUACACCAAGCCCUGGGCCCAGGACCCAUCGGAGGAGAAGAAGAAGAAGACUGUGGUGGACUUUGAGACUGACGUCCUCUUCCUGGUGCCCACGGAGAUCGCCCUGGCCCAGCACAGAGCCAACGCCAAGGGUGCCAAGACCUACAGCUACCUGUUUGCCCAUCCCUCUCGGAUGCCUGUCUACCCCAAGUGGGUGGGUGCCGACCACACCGACGACAUCCAGUACGUCUUCGGGAAGCCCUUCUCCACCCCACUGGGCUACCGGCUCCAAGACAGGACUGUCUCCAAGGCCAUGAUCGCCUACUGGACCAACUUCGCCAGAACUGGGGACCCCAACAUGGGCCACUCGGCCGUGCCCACCCACUGGGAUCCCUACACGGCAGAGAAUGGUGACUACUUGGAGAUCACCAAGAAGAUGGAUGACAGCUCCAUGAAGCAGCACCUGAGGACCAGCUACCUGCAGUACUGGACCCUGACCUACCAGGCGCUGCCCACGGUGACCGGCCAGGAUUUCACCCCUGUGCCCCCCUCGGGCAACUUGGAGGCCGCCCCUGCACCCCCCUGGGGCGACUUGGAGGCCACCCCUGCGUCCCCAGAGGGCGACUCAGAGGCCACCCCUACAUCCCCAGAGGGCGACUCAGAGGGCACACCUGCGCCUGCCCCUCAGCCCCCCUUGAGUGACUUGGAGGCUAUCCCCACCCCCCCAGCAAGUGACUCCGAGGCUACCCCCUACCCCCUCAGAGGGUGA
Cynocephalus volans (Philippine flying lemur) is the source of this 1905-nucleotide messenger RNA. RefSeq names its product carboxyl ester lipase (gene CEL). NCBI's taxonomy places the organism in Eukaryota, Metazoa, Chordata, Mammalia, Dermoptera, Cynocephalidae. The transcript has 11 exons. The record is from RefSeq and is a predicted model, not a curated record. The coding region runs from base 1 to 1905 and encodes 634 amino acids. Gene Ontology annotation, biological process: pancreatic juice secretion; ceramide catabolic process. Gene Ontology annotation, molecular function: retinyl-palmitate esterase activity; sterol ester esterase activity; triacylglycerol lipase activity.